AUGUUUACUUCUAUGGAUGUGUACGAUGCAGCCUCGGUCAUCGGUCACGAAUGUCAACUGAUUGUAAGCCAGUACGGACCGGAAAUUGUGCAAGGCUUAAUGCCAAAAGUAAUUUCAAUGCUUGAAGAACUGGAAAACUGCGCGGUGUAUUGUGAAAAAGAAAAAGAUGAGAUUAUACGUUUGCAGCAAAUGACGGAGGAGUUGCGACAGGACUGUCGAAGCCAGGCUGCAUUGAAAGAAAAGUGCGAUCAAAACCUGGAGCAAUUGGAACAGAGUUGGUAUUGUGAAACACAAAAACUACUGGAUGAAGUCACUAGUCUGGAGGAAGAAAACAACCGUUUGGCUCAUCAAUUGGCUUCCGAAGUUUCCGCCGAUGCGGACGCCGCCGCGGCCGACAGCUCAGACCCAGGGAUCGAUUCAGAUACCACUAGUCGUGCGAAACCCGGUGUGAGUUCCGUGCUAAGAGCUGCAGUCGAAGGCAAAACAGAGACCGUGUCCACGGCAAUGCAAGUGGCUGCCAAAGCCAUGACAGACAAACUACAAACACCCCAACCGGGCAUACUGCCAAUCGAUAUGAUUUCCAGUGUUCUUUCGGAAACAGAAGAACGAUUACAAAUGAGUGAACAAGAAAGUAAGCGCUCUGUUUGUGUCUAUAAACCAGUAAAGUAG
Molecule: messenger RNA, 669 nt
Organism: Echinostoma caproni
Lineage: Eukaryota; Metazoa; Platyhelminthes; Trematoda; Plagiorchiida; Echinostomatidae
Source: the annotation of a GenBank genome assembly